UGCACUUUGAGGUCAGUGGCUGCUUUUGAAAGCUCUGACAUUUACAUGAAAGUCAAAUCGAACAAGAGUUGGAACGGAAUAAAAACAGAAUAAAACUUGUCUAAAAUAAAGUUAUCCGGCACAGAAUUCUCAAGAAUCACUACAACUAGCCUUUCUUUGACGUAUCUCGUAUAAUUAUUGCUCAAAAUGUCCGACAAUUUGCCAGAUGGAUGGGUAAUGAAAACGUCAAAAUCUACCGGAAAAAAUUACUAUUUUAAUCUUCAAACGAAGGAGAGUCAAUGGGAUAAGCCUGAUGGCGGGGCUGAGGAAAGCAAAGUUAGAGCAUCGCAUCUUUUAGUGAAACAUAACGAAUCUAGAAGGCCCUCAUCUUGGCGACAAGACAACAUAACAAGAUCUAAAGAUGAAGCAUUAGAAAUAUUGAAAGGUGAAGUCUGGUAUAUGAAAUGGUUUUUGCAAGAGACAUUGGAAUACUACUAUAAAAAGUUCUAAUAAACCUAAUUGAUAGCCAUUGAAAUGCAUUGUUUGAGUCCAUACAUUGUUGCAAUUAUUGUGCCAAAAAUUGUUCUUUAUAUGUUUUUCAAUGUAAUUAAGCUGCAUUUUGCCCCAAUGGCAAUGUGUCCCCAAUUAACCCUAUUUUUUGUUUUCUUUCAAAUGCCAGACAAUUUUACUUGUCAAGGGGAGAGUGCUGGCCCAGACUGGAACGUAAAGAGUGUACGCCGGAUUUGUUCGGUGUACAAACACAAACUUUGGCGUACAUAAUGGCGUACAUUUGUUUACACUAGUAGACUAGUAAUUGUUCAAUUUCACCAAAUAUGGACCAAAUAGGUUUAUACUAAAAAGGUGUAUUUGGAACUUUUGCGCAUUUAUAUUUCCAAAAUUGGCGUACAGUUACAUGUGCCUGAAUCGACGUUCGGCAUGCAAAAAGUUAACUUUCCAGACUGGGUGCUGGCAGUCAAUGGGUUAAAUCAGUUCUGUACAAUUUUUGCAAUUUUUUUUGUGAGUGCAGUACACUAGUCUGCGAACCCAGACAUUUUCCAAUAAUUCCCAUGCUCAUUCUUUGAUUUAGGUGAAAAUCAUGCAAGUUGGCACAUCUGAUUAAUAGGUUGACAUUCCCAAAUACCGACCUCUUUUUCAUUUUUCUGACAAAAAAUUAUUUGUCAUUAUUAAGGUUACAUAAAACAAAUCCAGUCGCAUGACAAAACAUUUGCAGAGCUCGCAGAGACUGAAAGUGAUUGUAGCAGUGCCAAAAGAGGAGGGGAUUUGGGAUGGUUUGGUCACGGCCAGAUGCAAAGUAAGUGUAAAUGAAAUGCAACUUGCUCAAAACGUCAAUUAGUUUCACUUGUAUUUUGAAUCCAUCCAAUAUGAAAUUUAGAGUAGUAAGCUCAUAAGUGAUGAUUACAUUUCUUACCGAAAUACUUGUUCUUUCAUUAUAGAACCGUUUGAAGAUGCAACGUAAGUAAUUAUUAUAAUUAGCUCGCCAGUGCAUACGAUUCAUCAUGAAUGAUUUCACAAUUGAAUUUUUCCUGUGUUGGUGUUGUGUACUCAGGUGAAUAAUAUGUUUGCGAUGUUACUCUGAGUGCAUAUCCACACCGGGCGAGCUUGAAAAAUGUGCCCGGCCACGGUGGGAUUCUAACCUACGACCUUUGGAAUAGUAGCCCAAAAAAAAAAUUCAUAGUGGCCGGGCAUAUUUUUCAAGCUCGCCCGGUGUGGAUAUGCACUCAGAGUAACAUCGCAAACAUAUUAAUUAUUCACCUGAGUACACAACACCAACACAGAAAAUUCAUAUUACUAGAACACAUUGGUAUUGAAGGAACUACAUACUGUUCCGAAAUAUCACUUACACGAACCGUCCUGACAGCGUAGCUCAGUUGGAAGAGCAUUGGGCUAGUAUUCCAAAGGUCGUAGGUUAGAAUCCCACCGUGGCCGGGCAUAUUUUUCAAGCUUGCCCGGUGUGGAUAUGCACUCAGAGUAACAUCGCAAACAUAGAUUUCACAAUUAUUAUUAAUAGUUUUUACUUUAUCUUUUUGUCUUUAGGUAUGCAUUGGAAGUUGGUGAGAUGAGUGGUCCAGUCUACAGUGAUAGCGGGAUUCAUAUUAUUCUCAGGACUGGUUGAAUAACUAUGGCAUUUUGUACAAUAAUAUACAUUGUUUUGACAAUAUGCCUGCAUCCAAUUAGGAAGCACAGGUUACUUACCGAAUAUUUGCAGUCCAAACCAAUUCAAUUGUAAUCACUAGCAAAAUAUUUCAUUUGUUCUAAUCUGUUGUACCAUAUUCAAUUAUUCUAUAUAAGACUAUUAUUUUUGUUCGGUUUGCAAACCAGCAAACUUUUCUGACCACUUUACAGACUAAUCUUCAAUCAUGAAAUUACCAACUCUAAAAUAUGAUUUUAUGAACAAAACCUUUUUCUAACGAGGGCUGCAUGGAGAAAUUGAGGACCCGGGGGAAAUUGAAUAUUUGCAAACCUACAGUACUGAUUUCUAUGGCCAAAGAUUAUUGAAAUUAUGUGCUCUUUUAGAGAUUGAUUUCCAUAUUCUUGAACUUUUAUGGCAAUUAGCAAG
This is a messenger RNA of Paramuricea clavata, 2557 nucleotides long. Lineage: Eukaryota; Metazoa; Cnidaria; Anthozoa; Malacalcyonacea; Plexauridae. The record is from the annotation of a GenBank genome assembly.